Aspergillus eucalypticola CBS 122712 is the source of this 1610-nucleotide messenger RNA. RefSeq names its product class I SAM-dependent methyltransferase. Gene Ontology annotation, molecular function: methyltransferase activity. The record is from RefSeq and is a predicted model, not a curated record. The transcript has 9 exons. Lineage: Eukaryota; Fungi; Ascomycota; Eurotiomycetes; Eurotiales; Aspergillaceae. The coding region runs from base 257 to 1330 and encodes 357 amino acids.
UAGUCCAAUCUAAUAGUACCAUCUCAGCUAGUCGCAGCUCGCCACGAAUCGGGAAGCGGGAAGCCCCCUCUCUUUAAAAGGAACAACCCUGACAGCGAAGGAAUCAGAAAAUCGACCCCGAUCGAAUGUCAUCCAUCUUUCUCGAUACACACACGACCUAGUCGCUUGAAUUUGCCCCAUAUUGACCCUAAAGGUUGUCUCUUUUCCCAGCCGUUAUUUCUCGACUUGGCUGCGAGCUUCCCGAAAAUUAGACCCCAUGGCGGAAUCCCUUUCCAUCCCCGAUUCUCAAGGGGCUGCCGCUAAUGACCCCCCACAAGCCACCUCAUCUUUGGCUUCGGCUCCACAAAACGCAUCCCAGAGCGCAGCGCCCAUCGUAGGGCAUCAUGAUGGUGAAUCUUCAGACUCAGACGAGGCAGAGCCUGAAGAAGAGUUCUCGGACUAUGCAGAAGAUUUCGCGAGCGAUACAACAUCGCUAAACUCUGAGAUCACCUCCUACCGAUUUGAGAAUGGACGACGCUAUCACGCCUACAAGGAUGGGGCUUAUUGGGGGCCUAAUGACGAAAUGCAAAAUGAGCAACUAGAUAUUGCUCAUCAUAUGUUUACAUUGCUUCUCGAUGGUAAACUACUACUCGCGCCAAUCAGCGACAACAUACAGAGAGCGCUGGAUGUUGGCACUGGCACUGGGAUUUGGGCCAUUGAUUUCGCAGAUGAAUAUCCUUCAGCACAAGUCAUUGGCACCGAUUUGUCACCCAUACAGCCCGGUUUCGUUCCACCCAAUUUACAGUUCGAGAUCGACGACGCCUCGGAAGACUGGGUCUAUCCAGAGAACCAUUUCGAUUUGAUCCACGUUCGUGCACUGUAUGGUGCAAUCGCGGACUGGCCCGCAUUCUAUCGGAAUGUUCUUAGUCGCUUGCGGCCGGGGGGCUGGUUUGACCAGCUCGAGAUGUCCAUACAAUUUCGAUCGGAUGAUGGCACGGUGACAGACGACCAUGUUCUAGCUGUCUGGUCGAAGACCUUCAUUGAGGCGGGCGAGAAGUUCGGCAAGACCUUUCGCAUUGCCGAUCUUGCUAAGGGCUAUAUGCAGCAGGCUGGAUUUCAUAACGUGACGGAACACCGCAUGAAGUUGCCUGUCGGUCAGUGGAGUCGAGACAAGAAGCUGAAGAAACUAGGCAUGUGGAACUUGGUUCAUUGUGAGCAGGGAAUUGAAGGAUGGGCCAUGGCACUGCUGACCCGAGUCAUGGGAUGGAGCUAUGCCGAAGUGCAGGUCUUCUUAGCCCAGAUGCGAAAAGGCCUCCGUGAUCCGAAUACUCAUGCAUACUUCAACGUGUAAGAUACUGUCGUGUUUAACCUUCUGGACUGGAUGAGCACGAAGCUAACUUAGGAUUGUUUCCAUUUGGGUUACAACAGGGUCGGGGUGUAUGGACAGAAGCCUACAAGUGCCUAUUAGAGUUUGGGGACAAAAUGCACUGCGGCACGGCUGACUGGAAUAAGAACCGAGGAAAUGCAGUGCGCAGGAGACUACUGCAAGCAGGCAGGACUAGCCUGGCAGAGGUGUGCGAAUCGGGGCUCGACCUCACCCGUCAUGAGAGGUCGGGGCGGCCGGGAAUGCU